CUGGGCACACAACCGUGUAUAAAUAGGAAUCAACAAUGCUCACACACAGCAGCACUCCUCUGGGACAGGAGCUCACAGAACUACACCGAAACAACCCGGCAAAAACUCCUGUCCAACCAUGAACGGCAAACUCGUGGCWGUCCUGGCUCUUUUCCUGAUCUCAGCAGCUGUGUCUCAAGGUAGGACCCUGGCAAGGAUGGGAACSGAGCUGCGGUGCCAGUGCAUAGCCACUCAUUCCAGGUUCAUUCCCCCGAAAUCKAUUCAAGAUGUGAAGCUGACACAGAGCGGCCCCCACUGCAAGAAUGUUGAAGUCAUAGCUACUCUGAAGGAUGGCAGAGAGGUGUGCUUGGAGCCCACUGCACCAUGGGUACAGCUGAUUAUAAAGGCAAUCYUGGCCAGGGCUCAACAAAAUUCUGACUCUCCUCUCUAAGAAACACCAGGACAGGAAAAAACCUGGGAACUGCUCCUACUCCUCCAUCAAGAGAAAUAUUUGKGGAAAGCAUCAUUCAAGCAUUCUUCCACCUCCUGCGUCAAUGUUAUGAUGCUAAUUCCCAAUGGGUUUAUUUAUUUAUCUAUUUAUUUAACUCUGCGUUUAUUUAAGGAAUUCUUGGACAAUGGUCAGUGUGGUCCAUGGGACACGGUGCCCAUGAUGCUGAAGGAAAAGUGGUUUGCUGAGGGAGACUGACAACCCUUGGCAGACACUUUAGCCAAACACGUGCAGUGGGGUGCAAUGCACCUGUAGCACAGCUUAUUYACACUAAGCCUUAUAAUUUUGCUAUUUCACCAGCAAACUCGUGAAUCCUCCUGCUCCCCUGGAGUGCACUUGUAUGUUGUGUCAACAACAGCUUCCUGAACCAUGGUCAGCCUGUGGCCAGACUGUGAACUGUAAUGUCUAACUUGAAAAGCCAAACUUACAGAAUGUGUAAGACUGUACUUGGUAUUUAUGUCYUGUGAUUUCCAUGGUAUUUAUAAAUGUAUUUAUUGAGUAGCCUUUAUGUAAGAGAGAAAACAUUAUAAUUUAUUGCAUUUCUAGUGGAUUUUUCAUUCCUGCUAUUCAUUUCUGAAGAAAUAUUCAACAUCUCAUUACUCUGUACUUGAUUGCAUGCCUAAUUAGCUACUCCAUCAGCUAAUAGAAAAAACUGCAUUUUACAUACACAGAAUUUGAUUGUGAGAGUGUAAUUAUUUCUAUUACCACGUUAUUAAAAGUUUU
Malurus melanocephalus (red-backed fairy wren) is the source of this 1210-nucleotide messenger RNA. Its product is annotated as interleukin-8. Gene Ontology annotation, molecular function: chemokine activity; CXCR chemokine receptor binding. The record is from RefSeq and is a predicted model, not a curated record. The coding region runs from base 119 to 430 and encodes 103 amino acids. The transcript has 4 exons. Gene Ontology annotation, cellular component: extracellular region. Gene Ontology annotation, biological process: neutrophil chemotaxis; inflammatory response; antimicrobial humoral immune response mediated by antimicrobial peptide. NCBI's taxonomy places the organism in Eukaryota, Metazoa, Chordata, Aves, Passeriformes, Maluridae.